GGAGAGCUCUGUGGCUGAGUGUACUGUACAGUGACAGAGAGACACAGACACAGACAGACAGAGAGAGAGAGAGAGAGAAUCACUCUUCCACACAACUUCAGUCGGCGCCUGCUGCUUAAGACGUUUCGGGAUCCCGCAGCAAAGGAUUCAUUCUCAGACACCGCCGCUGGCUCUGACAUUUCUCUCGCUGAGGAUUUUAUAUUUGCGAUAGCAACACCGAAUGUUUCUGGACGUCAUGCUGUGAGUGCCCAGCUCGGUAAUGGCAAAUUUGAUCGAGGAUGAGAACAUGAAACCAGGGAAACAAAUCUGGGAUGUGGUUUCUCAGUUAAGUGAAGGGAGUGGCAGUCUGAGAGACUGUGAAGGUGUUAUGGAAGGCAGCACAAUGCUGACAACCACACCACCCAUACUACAGUUCCAACCACAUGACAGCAACAAAAGUGACAAGCAGCAGUUGGAUGGAGUUGGAAUCACAAAUGGAGGUAGCGGGCAGCAGGAGUCCUUUUCCCAGGCAGCUACCGACUUGUCAGAGUUGGAACAGAGCCUUGCUGCUUUGAAUGAGUUGCAGGAGGUAGGGAAUAGAUCAAAGAGUGACACGGAUAUUGGGCUGUACCCAAGUGGCUGUGAAGAGGAUCUCCUGGGUGGGCUCGAUGAUGCUGGCUCGGUGGAUUUUCUUCCUGAUCUUGAGUUCUUCCCAUCUCCAAGAGGGGAAAAGCAACAGGGCAGUCCUUGGAGUCUGACUGCCUUUUGUGGAGAUGAUGAUUCUGGUUUGCUGUCACCUCUGUCCUCUGAACCUGCCCUGCUUAAGGAUCGUCUGGUGGAUUUGCAGCCAAUUGAAGAAUGUACUGCUUCUUGGUCAACUCCAGAAAGUAGGUGUACUGAGAAAAAGGAGGAUAUCUGGGCUCCUAUGCCAGUUCCAACCACUGCCCCCAUGGAAGUGAAACAGGAGCAAGAGAGCUACAUUGAAUUAGUUACUCCUGGUGUUAUUAAACAGGAGCAAGUCAGCAGGGGUUACUGCAGAGCUGCCAGUGAGGCAGCAGGAGCCAAUGGUCCAGCCAAGGAACCCAUUUAUUUGUACAGUACAGAAUCAGUGCAAACCAGUAGCAAUCAGAAACCCAUCUUCAGCUUUGUUCCACCUUUCACAGCAGUUGCUCAAGCUUGGGAAAUGUGCCAACGUCCCAAUGCAAAUUUGUCCAACAGUCGGGUGAGGAAUAUCUGCAGUGGGGCAGAUGCUUUACCAGCCAAGUACAAUAGCACUACUCUGAAAUCAGACGGAAGCUCAUCAUCAUCUACUGCCACCUCGGGGCCACCUGCCAAAGUCUGUCUGGUUUGCUCAGAUGAAGCAUCUGGAUGUCAUUACGGUGUUCUUACAUGUGGCAGUUGUAAAGUUUUCUUUAAGAGAGCUGUAGAAGGACAGCAUAACUACCUCUGUGCUGGAAGGAAUGAUUGCAUCAUUGAUAAGAUUCGUCGAAAGAACUGCCCAGCUUGCCGUUUUAGAAAGUGCCUCCAGGCUGGAAUGAAUCUCGACGCUCGAAAGACAAAGAAAUUGAACAAGAUGAAGGCGCCACAUACCACCACUUCAGAAACUGCAGCAAAAGCAGCACCACAGGAUUCCUCUUUAGUUUGUUCUGCAAUGCCUCCCCUGACUCUUCCCAUGGUUUCAGUCCUUGAGAUGAUUGAGCCAGAUCUCUUGUAUGCAGGAUAUGAUAGCUCCCUGCCUGACACACCCAACCGACUCCUAACAGGACUGAAUAACUUGGGUGGACUACAGAUGGUCUCAGUUGUGAAAUGGGCAAAGGGUUUACCAGGGUUCAGAUCUUUGCACCUGGAUGAUCAAAUGAUGUUACUGCAGUAUUCCUGGAUGUCUUUAAUGGUUUUCAGUCUUGGUUGGCGAUCUUAUCAACAUGUCAAUAGCAAUAUGCUCUUCUUCGCUCCAGACCUAAUCUUCAAUGAGGAACGGAUGCAGCAAUCUUCGAUGUACAACUUAUGUAAAGGAAUGAGGAACAUUGCGUUGGAUUUCAGAAAUCUUAAGGUUGCCUAUGAAGAAUAUCUAUGCAUGAAGGCAUUAUUGCUUCUUGGUACAAUACCAGUAGAUGGUUUGAAGAGCCAGGCAAUGUUUGAUGAAAUUCGAACCUCCUAUAUUAAGGAGCUAGGGAAAGCCAUAGUGAAGAAAGAGGGAAGCUCGAGUCAAAACUGGCACCGAUUUUAUCAGCUGACCAAACUUUUGGAUUCAAUGCAUGAUUUGGUUGAAGGAUUGUUGCAGUUUUGUUUCUACACCUUUGUGGAAUCAAAGACUCUGAGUGUGGAGUUCCCUGAAAUGUUGGUGGAAAUCAUUAGCAAUCAGUUACCAAAAGUCAUGGCAGGUAUGGCCAAACAGCUCCGGUUUCACCACAAGUGACAGCCUUAAAUGGAAAAAAAUGCCUUAAAGUUAUCCUCCAUAGCUUUUCUUUUCGCAAAGUGAUCGGGAAUUUGGAAAUGUUUGUCCUGCAAACGCUUGCCAUUAUGUCAUAUGCACUACAUAUGGUUUACAGAGAGGAUCGGGCCUGGGCUGAAGCGAAAAGGAGAUGAAGUUUUACAGCCUAAGGACUGUACAUUGAAAAACAUAGGUGGCAGAAAAUCUGCAUGUAUUUUGUUUGUAAAUUUUAUUUUUGUGUUCUGUGAUACAGAUUUGAUUUUAUGCAUGCAUUCUAAUGAGACGUUUACAGUGUAUAUCAGAAAAGGGAAAAUUGUGCCUUUUUUAAGCUUUUUAAGUCUAAUGUAGCCAAUUUGGACAGUUCAUUGUUAAUGCAGGAGAACGGCUAACUUGCUUAGUUUUUUUUCCUGUAUUGGUAUGUAUUUUUAUAUUAAGUGGAAUUUGAGCCGAUAAAGUUUUUCUUUAUAGCCAUCGUUGAAUUCUGUUGUACAAAUGAGCCUGCUCAGUGCUCUCAUGUAAAUAUGCAGAAACUGGUCAUUUUGAAAAAGACUGAUCAACUACAGAUGAAUAAACCAGUAUUUGAAUUUCUCAAAGAAGCAUACUGGUAUGUGAUCUAAGAGGACAAAUCUUGCACAUCAGGAAAGUGUGGGAAAAUGUACACAGCCCUCUGCAAGCCCAUGGCCUGGGUUAGAUUGAUUCAGCAACAUAAUGGUGACCACAUUUAAAGAUGCUACAAAAUUUCUGCCAAUUAUUUGCCCUUGGCAUCCAUGUCACAUUUUAUUAUUUACUUUGGUUCUGAUGCUUGUUGAUUCAUCAUUACUGUUAAAUUUGUACCCAUGCUCCAUAAUGGAGCUAGCACAGUUUCUGUAAUAAGCACCUGGACCUUAUUUAGGAAAUUCCCCUCUCGGCUUCGACGGGGUUGAUGCAUUCCUUAAUGUAAGCAUAUUGUAAAUUUUUGACUGACAGAAGCUUAUUGUAGCAUAGGCAUAAUUCUGGUGAUAAAAGUUUAUAUUUUUUAACUCAUAAUCUAAUUACAAUCUACCUUUGUAUUCAAUACAUUUCUAGUUGAUUUGUCAGUCAUUAUCUAUGCUUCCCUCUGGUAUGCAGUUUGUAAUAUAUUGGACAGUAACAUCAUGGAAUGGAGAGAGAAUAGGAGUUUUGUUCAUGUUCACAGUUGUAGUGUUGAGAUGGUAAUUCAAGAUUUUCUGACUUAUUGUAGUUAAAUAUCUAUAAUUAAGAUAGAUCUGCUGAAAACAAGAAGGGCUGCCUUCAAAAAAACAGGAAAUGAAAAAGCAGAAACACGUUUAAAUUUAUUUCCAUUCCUUAUUUUCCAACCCCUCACCUACAGCCUGGGCCAUGAAAUUUACUCCAACCAUCACGGAUGGUGUCUCACAGUUAGGUGUAACUUAAAUCGAAUAACUUAAACAUCACUUUUUGCUUUCCUUCAAAAUUUGGCACUCUACUCGAAACAAGAGAUUUGGUCAAGAAUUAGUAGAGUAGAUAACUGAGCUGGGAAAUUAAAUUAUAUCUGUCUUUACAUCCUUUUAAGAAAGAGAAAAGUCUUGCACCAUUUUUGUCACUGUUACAUCCACCAUAUUUUGUUGCAAUAACUGGUACACAUAUAAGCCCACUAAACCUUAUGUUGAUUUGCUUCGAGUCUCAUUAGCUAAUAACAUAUUUGUCAAGCAACAACAAGAAACCCUUGAUUUCAAGGUAUCUGAUGUAGUCUAAAAUAGUUUGGACAAUUGACCGCAAAAAUGUUGGGAAGGCUGCAUUUCAGCUGCUUAGUUUCAUAAGAAAUCUGUACAGGUCGCUCUUCUAUAACGUGCAUUUUCUCAAAGCAAAUUUGCUGUAACGCGAUUGACAAAUUGGGAACACUGUUUAUGAAAUGCAAUCUUCUAAAACGUGUGUUGGUUCUAAUAUGAUUACAUUGCCAACACUCUUAAGUGCUGUUUCUAAAGUGCUAUAACUUGGGGUUGCAUAAAAAACAACCAUCGUGUUAUAGAAGAACUGACUGUAUUGAUUUUUAGCCAUAUGAGUUAAUUAGGUUAAAAUAUUGCUUCUGCUGAGUACCAUAACUUGUCCAAGAUUUUAAAUACACUGGUACUUUGGGGUAGUGUCUCAGUAAUGGAGUAAAAAUAAAUCUUACUCUUGACACUUAUUCAAUGUAUUUAUUUUGAAGACAUUGAUUUUUCCCAAUUGAACUAAUUACCAGAAACCCAUGAAAACAAAAUGCUUUGUUUUUAACUGCAAUAUUGCAAUUAUUACAAUUAUCAGAUCUCAACAUAGGAAAUUAAUACUGACAGCCUGAAUUUGUUUAGUUUCAGUUCACUCAGUUUGGGUACAGGUAUUAUGCUAGUGUCAGCACGAAAGAAGGGACAACAGGAAUGUUAAUUAUACCAAUGUGCUUUGAUAUGAAGAUAAAUGAAAUGUAAGAAUUAUGUUUAUAGAGGUGAAUUCUACAGUUUUUUUUUUGUAAUUUGAUUCAAAAUCAAUGCAGAGCAAUAGUUGCCAAGCUCCUUAAUUUGGCCACUAUUUCUUAGUGCUACAAGUCAACACAACAUAUGUCAGGUAAAAAUUAACACGAACUAUGAAAUGUUCAUUUGACCUCACUAAAUGCAACUGCAAUUUUUGUUCCAAUAUACUGUCCUCUUUAGGAAAAUGCGUAGUGCUGUUUAAAUUCAACAUCUCUCAGCAAAUUUCAAGUUGCUCUCACUCAUUUUUUUGAAUAAGGUAUAGUUUUCCAUGGAGCAUAUACGGUCUGGUUUGUUUUGCAAUAUUCUUUUACAAUGAGUGCUUGCAAUUUGAAUAAGGUAACUUUGAAUUAUUUCCUUAAUUGUUAAAACAGAUCUUGCAGCCUGACUGUUUUUAUUUGAGUUUCGUACUUCCUUUUGAGUAUACAUGGUUAUUUUCCAUUUACUGUUAUUUCCCAAAAUAACUACAAUUAAUGUGGGAUUAUAAAUAACUAAAAAUUUUAAAGAGCUUAAAAAAUCUUGAAUCCGCCGCAUAUAAAUGCCCCAAAGAUACACUUGGUUGAGUCAACUUGGAGUAUUUGCCUCAGAUUGGAAGACUUGUGUGUAUGUAUAAAUAUAGCAUUUCUUCUGUAUCUGAUAAUUCAAUUCUUCACCAGAAUUAUGGUCUCAAAUUGUAUUCACAAAAUUUAACUUUCAGGUAAUGCUACUUUUAAUAGUUGCUUCUUGAUCAGUCUUAUCUAAAGAAAGAGAUUUUUCAUAGUCAGAAAUCUGACUGGUACCUUACACCUGAUCUAAAGGCAACCUUUUAAAGAAAAGUUUAUAGUUUAAUAAUUUAAAAAGUGACAAAUAAUCAAUUGGAUCAGAGCACUGGCGUGUAGAAAUCAAGAUCAUUAGCACUUACUCAGAUUUUAAAUUGUUUCUUUAUUUACGUUCUGCAAUUUCCACUGUGUGUAAAGGGGAGAUUUUUAUAUAUCCAUAUAAAAUUUAAUACCAUCCAUUAAUUCAGGAAUAAUUUCAUUAUCCCUCUAAACAUGGAGGAGAAUUAUCUGGAGUAAUUACACAGCAGAAGUCUUCAGUUUAGAAUUGUUUCAAUCUUUUACCUGUUGAGUUGAUGCUGCUUUGUUUGUCCUGGAAAUUCUUUGCCCUUCCCAAACAUCAGAACAGUACAUGGGAUAACACAAUUAUGGCUUUUGAGAUGCGUAGGGGUGUGUCAUGGGAAUCUACAUCUGGUCAUUGGCAUUGUAAUUUUUUCUGAAAAAGAUUACGAAACAGGUAGGUUGGACUAAACAUUUUUUUUGACGUUGAGAUGUUUUUCCCAAAAUCUGUUCUGUUUUAUAACUCCUGAUCUCUGGUCAGUGGUAUUAAUAGUAAAGUCCUACAGAGACUUCCAUUGUGCUUUAGAAGGAAGAGAUUUAAUGUUGUGGAUGUUCCAUGCUUCUCUAUAGCUAAUUAUCCUUACUAUUUCUUCACCUGUCAUAAAACAUCAUUCAUGAGAAGAUGAAUGAAUCUAGGUAACUAAAUCAGUAUAGCUCGCAGUAGCAAUGAAUGUGUUUCUUAUAAGUUUGUGAAGGUUAGGAGUUUUUGGAACUCUUUGCCACAGAGUCCUUGUAUACAUUUAAGGCUGAGGUAGAUAGAUUCUCGAUCAGUCAGGGAAUCCGAGGUUAUGGGGAAUGGCCAUGAAAAUGGACAGGGGUAAUGUCAGAUUAGCCACGAUCCUAUUGAAUGACAGAGCAGGCUUGAAUAGAUUGGGUUGGGAUAUCUGGUCAGCAUGGACGAGUUGGACCAAAGAGCCUCUAUGACGGGCCAAACAGCCUAAUCCUGUUCCUAAUAUUUGUGGUCUUGUUGCAAGCAAGCCAAUAUUUCUUUUUCUUUAACGUCUGUAUAUCUUUGUUGGUAAUUUGGUUAGAUGUUAGCAGUAACAAUAUAAAAAGUUUUUUUUUAAUGGCUGGUUCUGAUUAUUUUUCCUAUAGGAACAGAAAAUGCUGCUGAGAAAUAGCUGCAAGUUUUUCUUCUGUAUGAGUCAUAUGACAAAGUACUGGUGAAAUUUGAUCAGUCAUUAUUUUUAUUCAUAAUCAGACAUGGGGCCUGGUUUUAAAUUCAAAUAUCCUUUGAAGCAAAGAGAUUCACUAUUCUUUGUUUUAAUAUAUUUAAUACCUUUUUCAACUCCCAUAUCUUUAUAGCAUACAGAAUUUUUAAAAAGUUUAUAAAAUGGCCUGGUCCCAUUAUGGGGAGGAGAUAUAUAUUUUAAUUUCUACCCUAAACCUAGAAAAAAAAUGUCUACAGUUUGUAGACUUUGGCCCAUCAGUCAGCAACAGCAAAAACAAAUUCUAAUUCAAGAUUAGUUCUGAACAUUGUUCCAGAGGCAAUUACAGGCAAAUGUUAUUGCAAAAUAUUAUCUCAUGCAUGUGUACAGAAGCCUGUCUUGUUUUUAAAGACAGUAUAUACACGUGACUUGGAGGGCUCUCAUGGUGCAGUGGCAGUGUCCCAACCUCAGACAGGAAGCCUGAGUUCAAGUGCAUAUACAUCACUCUGAACAGAUCUAUAUAGAUGGCCACAGACAUGUGUUCUACAAAUCAGUAGCUUGUAUCAGGUGGCGUGUUGCACGUAGGUUUUGGUUCCCUUUGAGAAAAUCAUUCAUCUUUACUGACUUGGCUUUUCUUUAACGAGAGGAUAUUAAAAUAAGUGAGAAUAUUUUUUACAUUGAUAUUAUAAAACAGCUUCAAUUCCUGUACAGAAUUGAAUCUAUCCCUAUCUCUCUCAGGAACUAAAGCCCGCAUUUCAGUACACAGGAUGUCUCGUACCACAGGUAACUUGUUUUGUGAAGUACCUUUAUGAAAUAUUUUCAUCCAAAUUAACUAGUGAGCUGAUCUUAAGUGAUAUUUUAGAUCUUUGCCUGAUUUUAUUUAUAAGCUGUGGUAAAUCGCAACUCUUAAAUAGAAUUGAAAGAGGAGAUGAAUUAAAGAUGGAAGAGAAAGGCAUCAGACAUGAAUGAAGUUGAUUGCAUUGCACAUUUUUACUGACACUGAAAUCACAAAUCACUCUUUUGAUUGAACAUCUGCUUUAGAUUAAGAAUUAACAGGGAAGUUAUGGAGGACUUUGAAGGAAGGAACAAUAUGAUGUUGGAUAAAUAAAGCCUACUUUGUCAUUUGCUUUACACCAGACAAAUUAAAACCUGGUUACUUUUAUUUCAUUCUGUUUUGAGAUCCAUUGUCACAAUGCACGAUACCUACAAAUUAAAGAUAUAAGGAAGUAAGUACAACACAGGAUAUACCCUGACAAGCGUCCUACAAAAUCUUUUCCAAAGACAUUCAUCAGGUUGCAUUUUUCCUUUAACAGAGCAUUGGUAAAACUCAAGGAUUUAUUCUGGCAGGGUGAUCAAAAACAACAAAAACCAACCAUUAUCUGAAAUCAUACACAACAUCUAAUGUGUAGGCACCACAAAAUGUACUUGAAAAUGUAGAAAAUAUACAUCAUGUAGAGUUAGAAAAAAUAACCAAAUCAAAAAGAAAAUACUUAUUUUAUAAAUUUAAUGCAGCCUAUUAAUGUGAAUUUAUAAAAGGGUUGUGCUUUUAACAAAAUCCAGAUAAUAAUUAAAUGGCUAUAUAUUUUAUACAUGUAUUUUUUAAAACAUCCACCUAAUUACAUCCCGUUUGAAAUAGAUCAAAUUCAUUAGAAUGUGAUAUUAAAUUAAGUUCUUUAAAAGUGACCAAUUUUGAUAACCUAACUUGUAAUUUUGGGAAGUUUUAAUUAAUAUUUUCCUAAAUUUAUUCAAUAAAUAUAAACUGAGGAUACUGACACUUUAAUUGUUACUUUAAAGGUGUGCCUUCUUCAAAAGGGUAGAAAACUCUCAUCUACUGUAUGCAGAGAUAUACAUAAAUAUUUUUCAGAAUUGCAUCUAAUUUUGAAUGUAUGAUGUUAUGUACAUGCACUGAGAAUGUGUAAAGAUCAGACAAUCAAAUAUGCCCCUAUUACCUCAAAAUUUGCUCAUGUAUGUUGUACACAGAAUGGUCUAUUACUGGCAUGUUUGCUUUAAACAUGGAAAAGAAUGCUAAAAUGGUAAUAUCAGAAUUGUUUUUUUUUAAAAAAUAACAAUAUUUGGAUAAAUAUUUUGGAAGACUUGCUUCACCCCAUAAUCUCAACUUUACAGGAGUGCAUUGUAAAAUGGCCCACCAAUAAGUGAAAAUCAAUGUGUACUUUUUCUCGAUCUUUUUAGUUUCCUAAAAUACAUAUCUAAAACCUGAAGCUUAUGUAUUUUUUUUCUCCAUAGUCCUGCUUCCCUCCUUUUAUUCUGCUUAGAGCUGGUUGAUCUUUGUGGUACUUCUGAAAAUUUGUCUCAUUACUCAUGUUGUUUCACUUGUAAUUCGCAUUAUUGUGCAAGUGUUUAAGUCCAAUAAUUGUGAACAGCUUUCCAAACUGCAGAUAACGGACAGAAAUUGGAUAAUAAAUUUGC
This is a messenger RNA of Hemiscyllium ocellatum (epaulette shark), 9334 nucleotides long. RefSeq names its product progesterone receptor-like. NCBI's taxonomy places the organism in Eukaryota, Metazoa, Chordata, Chondrichthyes, Orectolobiformes, Hemiscylliidae. Gene Ontology annotation, biological process: nuclear receptor-mediated glucocorticoid signaling pathway; regulation of DNA-templated transcription. Bases 260 to 2395 code for a protein of 711 amino acids. The record is from RefSeq and is a predicted model, not a curated record. Gene Ontology annotation, cellular component: nucleus. Gene Ontology annotation, molecular function: nuclear glucocorticoid receptor activity; sequence-specific DNA binding; zinc ion binding. The transcript is spliced from 9 exons.